AUGGCUCCUUGCCUUCAGUUGCAGUCGACGCGGACCUUUCAGUCGACCGCUCUGGCUCGCGAGGAAGCUCAGACCGAGACCCAAAGCCAACCUUUCUACAAAAACCCGGACCCAGCUCUCGUGACAAGUCCGCGAUUGGAAAGGAAACUGCUGAAGCAAGGCGUUGCGCCCAUUGGAUCCCGCCGUCGUCGAGCAGCACUGCAGAACUCCGCCAACAUCCCCUUUGAGCAACUGCCCUAUCAAUGCUUCCAAGAAGCCCGGAAGGUACUACUCGCAGAUCGCGAGGAGAAAAUCAAGAAGAUUACGGCCAUGCGGGAGAAGAUUGCGAGGCUCCAGGCUAUCCCGACGGAAGAGGCUGGCGGCGAGCAAGUGCAGAAGUCGAAAUUGCGGGCAAUGGAACUGGAGCUUGAGCGGCUCAAGAUCCGUGCCGAUAUCAAUGAUCCUACCGUUAAGAAGAAGUUUGAAGAUGGGCAAGGUGACAUGACCAAGCCUAUUUACCGCUUCCUGGCCGAUCGGAAGUGGAGAGAGUACCGUCGCAAGAUCUUGGUGCAGAGAAUUACCCAAAUGAAGGUCAUUCCGGAUGUUCUUCCUCACUGCGACCCGGUUGUGGACACCAAACUCUAUUUCGGUAGACACACGAUUCAACCUGGAGAGUUCGUCAACUCCAGGGUCAGCUCGACGCCCCCCAAGCUUGAUGUACAGCUAUUUGAGGCUGGUGAGAAGCUCGUGACGAUUGCCGUUGUCGACUCGGAUGUCCCCAAUGUCGAGAAGGACGGAUUCGACUACAAGAUGUAUUACCUUGCUGUGAACGUCCCCAUCUCCGCUACUUCCACCAAGGUCGAUCUCGCCAACCUGUCAGCAGAUUCGCAGGUUGUUCUUCCCUGGCUGCCCCCUGUCGCUCAGAAGGGCAGCCCCUACCACAGACUCUCCAUCUUCAUCAUGGAGCAAAAGGAUUCGGCUCCAUUGAACUUUUCUCUGGUGAAGGGCAUGGAGACGAACCGUGACGUCCUUCUUCGGACACUGCAGGCCAGAUACCACCUCAAGGCCAUUGGGGCGCACCUUUUCAGAACCCAAUGGGAUGAGAACAUGCUGGAAGUUAUGAGAGAGAUUGGGUUCCCUGAGGCCGACGUAGAACUGCGCAGGAAGAGAGUUGAACCUCUGCCUUACAAGAGGAGAAACCCUUCCACCUUCCGGUGA
This is a messenger RNA of Aspergillus thermomutatus, 1197 nucleotides long. Its product is annotated as mitochondrial 54S ribosomal protein mL38. The coding region runs from base 1 to 1197 and encodes 398 amino acids. The transcript is spliced from 3 exons. The record is from RefSeq and is a predicted model, not a curated record. NCBI's taxonomy places the organism in Eukaryota, Fungi, Ascomycota, Eurotiomycetes, Eurotiales, Aspergillaceae.